UUAUUCUUCACCACUUUUGAACGCCAAGAACAACCUCCGACAUUCCUCACGGACUCAAUCUCACAAUUUCAAGUCGGUCUUGCAACAUCUGCGACUGAUACAUCCCUGGAAGCCCCGAAAACUAAGAUUGCCCCUGGUUUACGGAGUACUACUUCUCUGCCUUGAUCUCUCCGUCGUGGCCGUGUCUAAUUCGUGUGUCCGACUUCGCUCCGACUGACUCACUCACGCGAUCAAAAUCGACCGCUUUUGCCCUGCGUCUCACCGCAUUCCAUCACAUCAUUUAUCACACGUCACGUGAAUUCAGCCGUUCAUUGAUCCCCCAGAAUCAUCUUGGUUUUAGAAACUUUGAUUUUGUCUCGUUCUUGAAAAAAAAAAAAUAAGAGAAAGGUUAAAAAACAAGGCUGAGACUUUUUGAGCUCCAUUGCCAGGAGCAAUGGAUCAUACAGUACUCGUCGAGUCUGAUGGUACAUCAGAGACCGAUGAUCAGACCAAGCUCUGGGAGUCCGAUCCGCGCUCCGUGACGGCGGCCCAUUUGGCCCAGGAUGAGGCCGAACUUCCGGCUCCAGUCGAAUGCGGUGCUAUCGGCCACCGCGUACAAGCCAGUCGCUCGGUUCUGGCCCUCGUGCUCGACAAAGAAUGUGUCUUUGCUGGUCUGCAGGGGGGAGACAUUGUAGCUUGGUCUUUGGAGACCUAUGAUCUUGUGCUCUCGGUGCACGCUCAUCAGGAAAGUGUCCUUGAUCUUUACUUGUCCGAAGACGGAGAGCUGCUCUUCUCCACGGGCGGAGAUUCUGUUGUUAAUGUAUGGUCGACGAGGACAUUCGACCGGCUGUAUUCGAUCCACUCCCACCACGAUGUUGGGGAUAUCUUCGCGGUCGCUUAUUCGUCGAGCUUGAAGACGAUCUACUGCGGUGCUCAGAACACCAGCAUUCAGUGGUGCGACAUCUCCCAAGUCGAUGCAGCUUCAGCACAGUCAUCGGCGGCGCAGUUGUCCCGACGGACCCAUCGCUUUUUCGACUCCAGGGGUCCGGAUGGUUCGCGUGCGCCGCGGCCGGACGCAGGCGCCGAGGGACCUCAUUCAGUCAUGCAGGGUGGCCAAGUGCUGACUUUCAAACGCGACCACCAUAAGCUCUUUGCCCACCACGGCUACGUAUACACCAUGCUUCUGGUCAAGGGCUUGAUUGAGUCUUCUCCAGAGGAAGAGGUGCUUCUGACGGGUGCCGGCGAUGGGGUGGUCAAGCUGUGGCGUUUGGAGCAGAACUCGGCCAACGCCGUUCCGUCCCCGAUCGCGAAGCUGCAGAACGGGGAUUCCGUUCUCUCCAUCGCCGUUGAUGGAUCCUUCCUCUACUGUGGUUUGGCUGGAGGUGCGCUCAACAUCUGGAACCUUGAUUCGCGGCAGCUGGUCAAACGCAUCGCCAUGCACACCGGCGAUCUGUGGGCCGUAGACAUUAUUCACGGCGUGGCGGUCUGUGGAGAUUCCAACGGUGUGAUCAAGAAAUUCAACUCGCGGUUCGAGGAGAUCGGCAGCUGGGUUGCUCACGGAGGGACUAUGCUCGCGUCUGCUGCUGGUCAGUACAAAGAUCGCUACAUCUACGCGAGCGGCGGCAACGACAAUACGGUCGGCAUUUGGGACGUGACGGACGUGACUCGGGGAGGUCAAGCCGAAAAGCCGCCAAUCAAUAAUGAUGAAAUGGUCAAUUCCCUGGCCAAGUUUGUCGCCUACAAGACUGUGUCAGCCAGUCCCAAAUUUGCGGUUGAAUGCAACCAGGGUGCAGCGUUCCUUCGUCGUCACUGCAUUUAUCUCGGAGCGAAGACCAAUCUAUUGACCACGGGAGCCGACACAAAUCCCAUCGUGCAUGCUCGAUUUGAUGCUACAUCUCCAGACCAGGUCGAUAAAACAAUCUUAUUCUACGGCCACUACGAUGUUGUUGGGGCGGAUGCGAAUGCGGCGAAGUGGAAGACCGACCCGUAUCAGCUCACUUCCAUUGACGGCUUCCUCUAUGGUCGCGGAGUGUCGGAUAACAAGGGUCCCAUUCUAGCGGCGCUUUAUGCGGCCGCAGACCUUGCUCGACAGAAAGCACUCCGCUGUAACGUGGUUUUCCUGAUUGAAGGCGAAGAAGAGUCGGGAUCCCAGGGAUUUCACGAAACAGUCCGCAAGCAUAAGCCUCAAAUCGGCCCCGUGGACUGGAUCCUCUUGGCUAAUAGUUACUGGCUUGAUGACUAUAACCCCUGCUUAACAUAUGGGCUGCGUGGUGUGGUCAACGCCAACCUGGUUGUGCAGAGCGACCAUCCCGACCUGCACAGCGGUAUCGACGGAAGUUCGUUACUGGACGAGCCACUGAAAGAUCUCACCAUGCUGCUGAGCACCUUUGUCGGACCCAAGGGCCGAAUCAACCUGCCAGGGUUCCAUGAGCCUGUUCUUCCCCUCACCGAGGCGGAGAAGCAGCGGUACACCGCAAUCGCUGAUAUUCUCCUGCCUCACCACCCAGAAAUCACCGACAGCGAUGCGUUCAUCAACUCGCUCAUGCACCGCUGGCGUGAGCCCUCCCUGACGAUCCACUCUAUCGAGGUGCCCGGCAGCAGCAAGAGUGCUACGACGACGAUCUCUCGCAAGGCCAAGGCCAGUUUAUCGAUCCGAUUGGUCCCGAACCAGACCGCCGACGAAGUGGCGACCAAUCUGACGCUCUUCGCGCAGGAGCAUUUCGACAGUCUGGAGUCGCAGAACGACCUGACCGUCGAGAUCACGGGUAAAUCCGACCCCUGGCUGGGCGAUCCGGACAACGAGAUGUUCCAGACCUUGGCCGACGCGAUCGCGGCCGCCUGGACUCCGGACACCACUACCCAGCGACACCAAUACCCACCCAUCCAAACGAUCCCUCAACGCACCCUCGAGGCGACGAAGCGCGCCAAGGAGCAGCACCCGCGCCUCAAGCGGGCGGACUCGGAGGAUAGCCUGGCCUCCCACAUCGACCGCAUCAUCAUGUCCACGACGGUCUCGUCGACCGGCAAGUCUGCGCACAAGCGGUCGUCGCUGAGCACCGCGGUCCCGACCUCCUCGACCCUAACCAGCAAGUCGGGCGCCACGACGCUCGCAGCCGACGAACCCGCAGCCCCGAAGCCCGCGCCGGAGGUGGCUGAUCCCAGCCAGCCGUCUCGGGUGCGUCCCAUCUACAUCCGGGAGGGUGGCUCGAUCCCCACCAUCAGGUUCCUGGAGAAGGAGUUCUCCGCCCCCGCGGCGAAUCUGCCUUGUGGACAGGCCAGCGACAACGCACAUUUGUACAAUGAACGGCUGCGGGUGGAGAAUUUGUAUAAAAGCCGGGAGAUCUUUGGCUAUGUAUUUUCACGGUUGCCGGAGAGGCUGUAGAUACCAUAUCUUGGAAUGUUGAGUUGGGAUUAUGCGUUGAAAGAGCUGUUUUUGUGGUGGGGGUUGAUUUCGGGUAGAGCAUUAAUAUUACUAGCAAUUUGACUUCCGA
Aspergillus brunneoviolaceus CBS 621.78 is the source of this 3470-nucleotide messenger RNA. RefSeq names its product glutamine amidotransferase subunit DUG2. Bases 434 to 3361 code for a protein of 975 amino acids. The record is from RefSeq and is a predicted model, not a curated record. Gene Ontology annotation, biological process: glutathione catabolic process; proteolysis. NCBI's taxonomy places the organism in Eukaryota, Fungi, Ascomycota, Eurotiomycetes, Eurotiales, Aspergillaceae. Gene Ontology annotation, molecular function: protein binding; peptidase activity. The transcript is spliced from 6 exons.